UUUCCCAAGCUCCCAGUGCAUGCUAGGAGUUGCAGUCCCGUCCCUAAAAGCUGAGGGUGGCCGUGAGGUCAUCGGUGGUCGCCGGGAGCCGGCAGCACGUGGUGGGCGGGGGCGACGCGCGGUAGCUGUCUGCUCCCUGGAGCGGCAGGAGCUGCCCGCCCUCGCGCCCCGGGUCUCCGUGCCCUCCUGACAUGCCCGAGGAGGCGGGCUUCCCGCCGGCCAAGAGAUUCCGGCCGGGCUUUGGGCCCCCGAGCCGCGCGGGGUCCUGCCCUCCCGGGAGGCGAGUGGUAAUGCUGCUGACCGCGGGCGGCGGUGGCGGCGGUGGAGGCCGGAGGCAGCAGCCGGCCCUGGCCCAGCCCUCCACCAGCCCCUACACUGAGGCGGUGGAGCUGCAGCGCCGGAGUCUGCCCAUCUUCCAGGCGCGGGGGCAACUGUUAGCCCAGCUGCGAAACCUGGACAGCGCCGUCCUCAUCGGGGAAACUGGUUCUGGCAAGACGACUCAGAUCCCUCAGUACCUCUAUGAGGGGGGAAUUAGUCGCCAAGGCAUCAUUGCUGUGACCCAGCCUCGUCGAGUGGCUGCCAUCUCUCUUGCUACUAGAGUCUCAGAUGAGAAGAGAACUGAACUUGGGAAGCUGGUUGGCUAUACUGUGCGCUUCGAUGAUGUCACCUCCGAAGACACCAGAAUCAAGUUUCUGACAGAUGGCAUGCUUCUGCGAGAAGCAAUUUCAGACUCCCUGCUUCGGAAGUAUAGUUGUGUCAUUUUGGAUGAAGCCCACGAACGGACUAUCCACACAGAUGUGCUCUUUGGUGUGGUGAAAGCGGCACAGAAGAGGCGAAAGGAACUGGGGAAACUGCCUCUCAAAGUGAUUGUGAUGUCAGCUACAAUGGAUGUGGACUUGUUCUCUCAGUAUUUCAAUGGAGCCCCUGUCCUCUACCUGGAGGGUCGGCAGCAUCCAAUCCAAAUUUUUUACACCAAACAGCCUCAGCAUGAUUACUUGCAUGCUGCGCUUGUCUCGGUCUUCCAGAUCCACCAGGAAGCCCCUUCUUCUCAGGACAUCCUGGUUUUCCUCACUGGUCAAGAGGAGAUUGAAGCAAUGAGCAAGACAUGCCGAGACAUUGCAAAGCACCUCCCAGACAGCUGCCCCUCCAUGCUAGUUCUUCCUCUGUAUGCCUCCCUGCCCUAUGCACAGCAGCUCCGCGUCUUCCAGGGAGCCCCAAAGGGUUAUCGCAAAGUGAUCAUUUCAACCAACAUCGCUGAAACCUCCAUAACCAUUACAGGAAUAAAAUAUGUAGUUGACACGGGCAUGGUUAAAGCAAAGAAGUAUAACCCUGACAGUGGCCUGGAGGUGUUAGCUGUGCAGCGGGUCUCAAAGACCCAGGCUUGGCAACGAACAGGACGGGCUGGCAGAGAAGAAAGCGGCAUCUGUUACCGGCUCUACACAGAAGAUGAGUUUGAGAAGUUUGAGAAGAUGACUGUGCCAGAGAUCCAAAGGUGUAACCUGGCGAGUGUGCUGCUACAGCUCCUGGCAAUGAAAGUCCCAAAUGUGCUCACCUUUGACUUCAUGUCCAAACCGUCUCCAGAUCAUGUACAGGCAGCCAUUGCCCAACUGGACCUGUUAGGUGCUCUCGAACAUAAGGAUGACCAGCUGACUUUGACUCCAAUUGGAAGAAAGAUGGCGGCUUUUCCUUUAGAACCCAAAUUUGCCAAAACCAUUCUCCUGUCCCCCAAAUUCCACUGUACAGAAGAGAUUCUGACCAUUGUGUCCCUGCUAUCGGUGGACAGUGUUCUCUAUAACCCUCCCUCCCGGCGGGAUGAAGUGCAGGGUGUCCGCAAGAAGUUCAUAUCCAGCGAGGGUGAUCACAUCACCCUGCUCAACAUAUACCGGACCUUCAAAAACAUAGGCGGGAAUAAGGACUGGUGCAAAGAGAAUUUUGUCAACAGCAAGAAUAUGAUGCUAGUAGCCGAAGUCAGAGCACAGCUGAGAGACAUCUGCUUAAAGAUGUCAAUGCCGAUCAUGUCAUCCCGAGGAGACGCGGAGAAUAUCCGCCGCUGCCUGGCUCACAGCCUCUUCAUGAGCACUGCUGAGCUUCAGCCAGAUGGCACUUACGCCACCACGGACACCCACCAGCCUGUGGCCAUCCACCCCUCGUCUGUCCUCUUCCACUGCAAACCAGCCUGUGUAGUGUACACGGAACUGCUCUACACCAACAAGUGCUACAUGCGAGACCUCUGUGUUGUGGAUGCCGAAUGGCUGUACGAGGCUGCCCCCGAGUACUUCAGGAGAAAGCUGAGGACCGCCAGGACCUGAGCCAGCCCAGGACCUGCCAGAACUGUGGGUGCCUGGAUGCUGGGGCCACAUCCAUCCUCCUAGCAGACUUCUGGGUCAGCAUCUAGAAAAGAGGCAAGUUAAUGUAGCAGAAUGUGCCUGACUUUGAGGAGCUUGAAAGCAUCCCUGUUUAAACUCCUAAGGCUGAACUAUGUAAAUUUGUACAUACAUUCAUACUUUGGAAACUUAGAAUUAUGCUUUUGGUUUUUGAGGGGUGACUUAGUUGACUUCUGAGCCUCACUUUCCUUACCUGCCAAAUGGGGAUGGUAAUAAUAAUAAUAAUAAUAAUAAUAUAGAGUUGGGGUCAUAUUAGAGAAAAUGAAUGAGUGAAAGUGCCCAGAGCUAAACCCUGGCCAUGAUAAAUGCAGAAUGAAUUGUGAGCCAGUGUGCUUGAUGCUGUUGCUUUCUACGUGGUAUGAAUUCAGCACAGCAAAGAACCCUAGAGAUCGUAACUGAGUGGGAGUUUCUGAAAGGGACCAUAGUAGGUCAAAAAACUUGAAUAUUGUACUUUGAUUUAUUUUAAUGUCUAUCUCUAUGAAGCUUUUAAAUAGAAAACAUUAAAAAUUGACUUCUGUAGAAGUCUCAGUAGGAAGGUGCUGUGGUCUCUUACCUCAGGGGCUUGUUGCCCCUCCUAGGCCUCAUUCCCCAGGGUGUGAAGCUCUGUCUUGCUCCCUCCAAGCGAACACCAGUAAAGGAGGCCCUGAGGCCACUGCAGCUUUUUUGUUUUUCUUUCUGAAAUCCCUUUUCCUUCCCUUUAAGGACUUGGGGAUAUCCUGACUUUGCUACUAACUGUGCUAGUCACCCCUCUCCAGCCCUCAGUUUCUACGUUUGUCAGAGAAAAUUAGCGUGUCUCCACAGUCUUUUCCUGUUCUCGUAUUUUGAAAAGGAAGAAGACAAAAAGGUUCUUAGCUAUUUAAUUAUCAAAAGUAUAUAAUCUUUCCCCAGAGAAUCUUCUGCCCUAGAAAAAGGCACGAUUUGAUCUUUUCAUUGUACUUAUUAAUUGGGCUAAACACAUGUGUGCAGUAUUUGGUUAUUACUUACAAAAUAAAUCAUGCAAGUUAUAAAUUGGGGGCCAGAUUGCCCAAAAGACUCUCAAGGCAGUGGAUGUUCUCUUUACUCUAGGUCCAGUGAGCUCUCCAAGCCAAAGCACCCCCAAUCCAAGGCUCAUUUGUCUGUGCUCUUGGCUUUCCAACACUAGCUGUGUGUGGCCUGAGCAGUCAAGCUUUUACCCAGUGUUCAGGGUGAGAACUUUAUUUCUGUUAGUAGUAGUUAAAUUAGGCCAAAGAGAGUAGACAAAUGUGUAUCCUAUCUUACUGAAUUGUUAGACUUCACCUGACUUUCCUCAAAUGACUUGUUUUUACCAUUGCUCACUUUCUGAAGUUUUUCAGAAAAUUUAAGUAUAUUUUUCUCAUUUAUUUAAUGGAGGCCUAGGAUGUUUAAUCUGAGUUGGUAAAAGAAAAUAUACUUUUAAUAAAACAGUCAUCAUACUGGCAAGAAAUGGGGAGCAGGGGUGCGUUUUAUCUUCUUCAGCAAAUUCUCUAUCUAGAGACUUUUUAUGGGUCAAGUAAAACUUAACUUGAGAGUAAUUUAUGUCCAGUUUAAGUACCUGAAGCUUCUGGAAAUGUGUAUUUUCUGAGCACGAGUAAGGGGUAAAUAACUUCUAAGUAAAUAUAAGUAACUUCUUAGCUUUAAUGUUUCUGUACAGAAAUAUGUUUAUCACUGUAAUAUUCUGGUAGAGUUUUAAUGUUAGUUUUUUAUUGGGCUUUUUAAAGAGUUCAUUUUUAACAUAGCUGCUCAGGGAUUAAAUCAGAUUGGAAACCUCAUUCUGACUCCACAUAUUACUACUGGGUAUUUUGAGCUGCCGGUACUUUAAACUUUCUUAAGAAAGUUGUGUUUCAUGAUGAUGCUACAGUGUAAUCUUGAGCAACUUUGUCAAUUGGUAAAACCUCUAAGGGUGUGACACCUUUUUUCCAACCUGUGAAAUUCACAUCUGGGUGAAUGACUGGCUCCCAUGAGCAGCUUUGUGUCAUAGCACCCCAAGCCGCUAGCAUGCCGCAGGAGUUUGUCUUCUAGUAAUUACAGGGGUGAAAGAUCCAGAGCAACACAGAUUCCAUUGCAGGGAGAGAACUGCCUACACUUGAGCCUUGGUAAGAACCCUUCAUAUUGCCGCUCUGCUGGUUGUAAAAGAGAUGCCAGGAAGGAGACGUGUUUUUGCUCUGAGUAAAAGUGAUGAUGGCUGUGACACAUACAGUUAAUUGAGUGAUCGGGAACUAGGGCCAAGCAUGGAGGAUAUACCUUGAGCAUAUAAGGAAGACACUAUGCUAAUGGGGAAGGAAGGACUUUAUUAUAUAUUUUGUAUGAUCAGAAUAUCAUAACUUGCAGGAAAAGAAAAAGAUCAAGUUGAUAAAGGUUAUAUUUUUAGUCUGUUCGUAUUCAGACAGACAUAGCUCUAUAGAAACAUCAGCUCUUGUAUAUAUGUAUAUAUAAUGCUCAGAUUUGCACAUGACUAUCAAAACCAUUAAAAGUGAAUCUUGU
Talpa occidentalis (Iberian mole) is the source of this 4862-nucleotide messenger RNA. RefSeq names its product DEAH-box helicase 33 (gene DHX33). Gene Ontology annotation, biological process: positive regulation of transcription by RNA polymerase I. The record is from RefSeq and is a predicted model, not a curated record. The transcript has 12 exons. Gene Ontology annotation, cellular component: nucleolus; intracellular anatomical structure. The coding region runs from base 192 to 2309 and encodes 705 amino acids. Gene Ontology annotation, molecular function: ATP binding; RNA binding. Lineage: Eukaryota; Metazoa; Chordata; Mammalia; Eulipotyphla; Talpidae.